AUGCAUACAUACGUCUCUCUUUCUCUCUCUCUCUCUCUCUAUCUAUCUAUCUAUCUACGUCUAUAUCUAUCUAUCUAUCUAUCUUUCUCUCUCUGUCUCUGUCUCUCAAUUCUUCGACCUUCAUCAGUUUACAGCGUGGAUCUUUACUUCGACUCUGGCGUCUAUUGCUCAUCUUACUUUAAUCCCCAUUCUCUCAUCUUUCUUUCUUUCUUUCUUUCUUUCUUUCUUUCUUUCUUUCUGUCACAAUCUGUUCAUAUCUAUCUAUCUAUCUAUCUAUCUAUCUAUCUAUCUAUCUAUCUAUCUAUAUAUCUAUCUAUCUAUCACAAUCUCUAUCUGUCUGCCUGUCUCUGUUUCUAUCUAUCUAUCUAUCUAUCUAUCUAUCUAUCUAUCUAUCUAUCUAUCUAUCUAUCACAAUCUCUAGCUAUCUAUCUGUCUGUUUGUCUAUCUCUGUUUCUAUCUAUCUAUCUAUCUAUCUAUCUAUCUAUCUAUCUAUCUAUCUAUCUAUCUAUGUCUAUUAUCUACUGUCUUAAUCUAUCUAUCUAUCUAUCUAUCUAUCUAUCUAUCUAUCUAUCUAUCUAUUUGACUUCUGUCUGCCUGUCUAUCAAUCUAUCUCGUUACAUAUAUAACUAUAAUAAAACGCUCUAUCUAUCUAUCUAUCUAUCUAUCUAUCUAUCUAUCUAUCUAUCUAUCUAUCUAUUAUUAUUAUUAUUAUUAUUAUUAUUAUUAUUAUUAUUCAGCGAAAGAGAAAUGUCACAACAAAAUCAAGUUAUUUUCUCGCCAAUAAAAACAUGUUAUUCACUUUGGAUUAGGCGCCUACUUCAUUGUCGAUCCUUUAAACACAUUUUAUAUUCUUCUUCUUCUUCUUCUUCUUCUUCUUCUUCUUCUUCUUCUUCUUCUUCUUCUAUGGGUUAUGUCAAUUCAAUACGUGGGUGA
Messenger RNA from Acanthosepion pharaonis, 933 nucleotides. NCBI's taxonomy places the organism in Eukaryota, Metazoa, Mollusca, Cephalopoda, Sepiida, Sepiidae. The record is from the annotation of a GenBank genome assembly.